Trematomus bernacchii (emerald rockcod) is the source of this 3745-nucleotide messenger RNA. RefSeq names its product nuclear GTPase SLIP-GC-like. Lineage: Eukaryota; Metazoa; Chordata; Actinopteri; Perciformes; Nototheniidae. The record is from RefSeq and is a predicted model, not a curated record. The coding region runs from base 143 to 2614 and encodes 823 amino acids. Gene Ontology annotation, molecular function: GTPase activity. The transcript is spliced from 24 exons.
GGGAUACUAAGCGAGAGACUCCUUUAAUCUGCUUUUGGCUUCACAUCAACAGGCUGUACGCUACGGAUUCCAUUCCACUGGAAAACUUGAAAGCCCCAUCUUACUGUGGAUGAAGUGAAAAUAGCAGUUGCUAUUCUUAAUCAUGGAUGAUUUUGUUGGCAAAAAAUUAAGUAAAUGGAGUCUCAGCGAAUUGACACAAACGUGUGAAGAUCACGAAGUUGACAAGGAAAGUCUUUACUGUCUGGAAGAUCGAGACAUUGCUGACUUGAUCCCAAAAGUGGGACCACGGUCAAAAUUCAGAAAGAGACUCAAGUUGUUAAAGGAGGAACAAAGCACAAAAGAUCCGGAAACAUCUGAUUCUUCUGUUGAAGUUUAUCCGUCCACCAGCAAAACAAAUGAUAAAGGAAAGAGGAAGUUGGGUCUUCCGGGUGAGUCCAGCCAAUCACCAGCCAGAAAACGACCACGUAAGGAUAUACAAGGAUCAAACAAAGAAGAAGAGAUUCUGUCUGAUGUGAAAAACAUCAUGAGUCGUGUCCUUGAUAAACUACCUAACAAAUACGACAAGUUCAACACGUUUCUGAAGGAAAGAGAAAGAAAGAACAUCAACACUUUGGAGACAGACAAGAGGGAGCUGGUCGGCGUCUUUGGUAAAACGGGGGCUGGAAAGAGCUCUCUGAUAAAUGCCGUCAUUGGAGUGAAGGAUCUGUUGCCCUCUGGAAGCAUCAGUGCAUGUACCUCAGUGAUGAUUAAAGUGGAGGCUAACAUGAAGAACCCAAAGUACGAGGCAGAAAUUGAGUUCAUUACAAAAGAGGAGUGGAAAGAGGAGUUGCGGACCUUGAUUAAUUUCGCUCGUGAUAACAAAGAUCAGGAAAACUACGACGAUGAUCAAGACAGUGUUGAAACGCUGUCACUGCUGUAUGGAGAAGAAUGGAAAAACAAAACUCCUGAAAACCUCAUGGAUAAAAAAUACUUCAGAGAAAUUCCUGAAUUUCUCAGUUCCAAGAGUAAGAUUUUGACAAGGGAUACAGCUGAAGACUUAUCUAGUGAAUUGGUCAAAUACACACAAAGUAAGUCAAAAGAGGAAGAUGCUAAGUGGUAUCGGCCACUGGUGAAGUGUGUGACCGUCAGGGUGCCGAACAAUCCUUUUCUCCAGCACGUCACACUUGUGGAUCUUCCUGGAAACGGGGACCGUAACAAGAGCAGAGACACGAUGUGGAAAAAGGUUAUUGGAAGUUGUUCUACUGUCUGGAUUGUGACUGAUAUAAAUCGAGCAGCUUCAGAAAAAGAACCCUGGGAGAUCCUGAAAGAAUCCUGCAGCCUCAUGGGAAAUGGUGGCGAGUGUUGGCAGAUUCAUUUUAUCUGCACCAAGUCUGAUCAUUGUGAAGAUUCAGAUGAUCAUUCAGCAGCUGGUGUCCAUGCUCAGAUACUGAAACAAAACAAGCAAGCCAAGAUUGACGUGAGGGCAGAAUUCAACAAACUAAAAUACGUUAAGAAACAAUUCAGUGAUGAAGAUUUCAAGGUUUUCACAGUGAGCUCCAAAGAGUUCUUGAGAAAGAAACGUCUGGAUCCAGAUGAAACAGAAAUUCCCGAACUGCAGAAAAUCCUGCAAGCUCUCAAUGACAGUCACUCUGAGACAUUAAACUAUGUGUCUGGAGCUCGCGGGAUUCUCUUUCUGAUUCAGGGAGUCAGCAGCAGAGAAGGGGCUGACAUAAAGAAAAAUGUGUGCAAAGGACUUGAAAAAGAGCUGAUUUGUGAACUUCAUGAAGUCAGGGAAACCAUGAAUGCGACCCGUAAGGCUUUUGAAAAAUGCCUCAGUGAGGGGGUUGAAAAAUCUAAAAGUUCAUGUGAUGAAGUCUUAAAGUCGGUCCUUUAUCCUGAAGACAGUGGCAGUGCAUUUCACAGGACACUGAAGUGUGUAGUUGAGAAGGGUGGCAUCCACAAACCAAAAAAUGGGGAAUUAAUAAACAUCAAUAUGAAAUUAACUUCAUAUUUGACUGACAGCAUUGACGAGGAAUUUAAGAAGACCUUCCCAAAUGAAGGAAACAGUGGACCAUUCAAAGGGGUCAUCAAUGCGUUUUCACUUGGCACAGAGAAGAAGCUGAAGAAUAAGAAGUACGGAAAUGUCAAAUGCAUGCUGACAUUUCUCAGGACAGUGGAAGAAAAGAUGAAAACAAAUCUCAACAAAAUCAUCCGUGAUAGAAAGAAAACGAUCUACAGCAGCCUGACAACAACAAUCGAGGAGAUCAUGCAACCAUGCUAUGACAAAGCAAAAAUAUUUAAAGGAGAAGGCUCGAUGAACAAAAUGAGGGAAACUAUUGAAAAGCACGUAUGUCGUUCAAAGGACGUCAUGUUUGCUCAGGCUAAAGACGCCAUGAUGACACAGCUGAGAUACUUGAUGUUGGAGAUCCCGGAGAAACUGGAGAGCACUAUGAAGGAAUCAAUCGUGCUGUCACUCAAGACAUAUGGUGUCUCCCAGUCCCUCCCAGAUGUAAGUGAGGAGCUUGGGAAGGUAAAUAACUACUACAAGGAACUGAAAAGAAAAACCGUAAACCCAGAUGAUGAUGCAACUCUUCGUAGAGAUUCACCUGGUCAAGCAGCUGCAGUGCGUCCAUGAUGUGCACAGGGUUGAUCCGUGGAGACUAACAGCAGAUGCCUGUUAACAUACCGAGGAUAAAAGACAUGAGGCCUCUGGAUUGGGUCUCAAUCAUUUUUUUAAAGUUCUUAUCUCUGUUGACUUUGAGUGUUUUUUAUUGUUAGCAUAAUGUGGUGCCCUAAUUCAUGUCAUUUAAAAAUCCUAUUUAAAAAAAAGCAGUUUGAUGAUAACCUUAUGUUGUUCAGUCUAUUAAGAUAUAUCUCCAUGUCAAUAGCGACCCCCACAUCCACCCCACCCUUGCUUUUGUGCGCAUCAGCAUUUUAGUUGUCUGCUAGAAGCAUUCAUAAAUGUAGUUUUUAAUGCAGUUUUCAGCACACUUUUAACCAACAGGCUUUUACCCUAGCUCAGGCAACAUGAGUUCUUGGCUGAUUUAUGUCCGAUUCUAGGACGACAAUCAGAGGUUAACACCUUGGUUUGUACCAAUGUUUGGCAAUGUAAGAAGACUUACAGAUCAACUAUGAAACGCUAAACCUCCAGAACUGUUUGCAGAGAAGCUAACUUUGCAUUAGCUUGUAGCCUCUCUGGCUUGUAUCCAUCAAGGAAACACUUACUUUCAAAGUAAACUGCUUUAUUCAGUGCUGAACCAGCUUUACUCUCUGGGUCGCUUUGUUUUGGAGAGGAGGAGACCUCUGGGCACAUUUUGACCAUAAUGGCAAACUAUGAGUUGCUAUGCUAUAUUCUGUUAUGUUUUGAAUGAGAUCCCAGUGAAUAAGUCCUCACUAUGCCCAUGUAUCGGAGAAUAGAUAUUGGAUCUCAGCCACUGCUGUGAUGUCACAGACAUUUUGCUUUUAAUAUUUCAACAGUUGCUUUGUCUUUUUCAUAUAUGUAUUUUCUGUUUAGCAUUGUUUGAUACAUUUAGGCUGGCAUUUCAAUGAAUUAAUUAAAUCCUCAACAUUGAUCACAGCAUUGCUGAGGGUGAUUUGGAUGAAGACUAGGCUUCUCAAAUAAUGAUUUUGAUAUUUUUUCUCUUAUUUUAAAGUAUAAAACUCACUGCAAAUUAAUGUUUUUUGGUGUUUUUUCAUUCAUAUAUGAAAUCUAGAGAGAAAUCUUAUCUGGUUCCUUGUUAUUUACUAUUUUUUCCCACACAAAAUU